Messenger RNA from Aspergillus ibericus CBS 121593, 598 nucleotides. Its product is annotated as DUF953 domain protein. The transcript is spliced from 2 exons. The coding region runs from base 61 to 453 and encodes 130 amino acids. Lineage: Eukaryota; Fungi; Ascomycota; Eurotiomycetes; Eurotiales; Aspergillaceae. Gene Ontology annotation, molecular function: protein-disulfide reductase [NAD(P)H] activity. Gene Ontology annotation, cellular component: cytosol. The record is from RefSeq and is a predicted model, not a curated record.
CCAUUUUCCAACAAUCAUCAACACCCCAGAUUACUUUCAAAAAUCGCACAGUCAUCGAGAAUGCCGUUCCUCACAAACUUCACUCUUCCCAGCUCGGCUCAGGAGCUCGAGGUGCCUGAGACCUCCGACGCUGCGUUGUUCCUCGUCUUCGUGUCCUCCGAGGACCCCGCGACCCGACAGGCCUGGUGCCCGGAUGUCCGUGCCGCUUGGCCCACGAUCAGGGCGACCUUCUCCGGUGAGGAGAGCCCCCGACUGGCGGUGAUCGAGGUGGGACAGAAACCCGAAUGGAGGGAUCCGCAGAAUGUCUACCGCAACCAGUGGAAGGUGAACUGCAUUCCGGCCCUGGUGCGGUAUCAACGAGUCCAGAGUGAGGUGGUGGAGACGGGGAGACUGGUUGAGGGGGAGAUUCUCAACCAGGAGAAGCUGAGCAAGUUUAUUGGCUCGUCGCGUUGAUCUUGGCUGUGCUUCUUUAGAAUUUUGACUCAAGCUUUAAGUAAUAUGGAUGAAACGGCUACCACGUGAAGAGAACAUUGACGUAAAUUUUAACGUGUUUAUUUAGAGAUGAGGAGGCAGACUCACUCGCUGAUUUGUAACCAGC